AUGGCAAGGUCAAAAAAGAGCUAGCAGCGGACACCCAUUUCUCCACCAGAAUGUAGCAACUGAGCCAAGAGGACAUUGCAUAGGAAGCCUGUUUUUUUGCUGCUCCAUCUUGCCCUCUUCAGUGGCUGAUUGCGGCAUGCAGAUCAGCUUAGAUCCCAGAAGACUCAUGCAAGAGUUUGCAGUUGUGGAUGAACUCCCUUGGAUGGUAUCUUUGCAGGAUGUCUAUGGCAACCACUUGGCUUUGGGCUGCAUCCUGGAUAAACACUGGAUAGUAAGUGCAGCCUCUACUUUCCUGAACAGGACCCAGGUGUUGGCCCUGGUUGGUAUCACAGGCCCGAAACACAGAAGUUUCUUGAUCCCCAUCAGUGCCAUCAUCCCACAUGAAGCCUUUGAUGAACUCACUCUUCACCAUGACAUUGCCCUCCUGAAGAUAGGCGCCCGGCUCUAUUUCAGCAAGGCCCUGCAGCCCAUCUGCUUCCCACCUGAAAACUUCCCUGUGACAGCUCUGAGGAACUGCUUGAUUGCAGGCUGGCUGCAUCCUCACACAGUCCAGACAGGGAGCGUCUCUCUACGGAAGCUCUCGGUGGUGGAUGUUGACCCCUGUCCCCUGCACAGAAUCAUGACGACAGAGUGCUGCAGCCACAGGAAAGCUGACAAUGUGUCUGGAUGCCUGGGAUACCCAGGCAACCCGGUCAUGUGCCAGGCAGAUGGAACAAGGCAGUGGGUGCUGAAGGGAGUGAUGACCAAGGGCGGUAUGAGAUGCUAUGGGCCGUUUCUCUACACCAGAGUGUCUUCCUAUGGCGACUGGAUCGUGACCACCACAGCAAAGUGGGGAGCUCCGGCCUCUCCCAUCCCUGGCUCAAGGCACAGCCCCUUCAGACCUCCCAUGGAGGAGGACAAAGGGAUAUUUGAACCCAUUGGGGAGGAGAGAGCCAUUGACUUCUCAGACUACACCAGCCCUAAUCAUACAGAGUAUCUCACAGAAGACAGCCAGGAGCUCCCAGAAGGGCCAGCUGAGUCACGGGCCAAGCAGUCUGAUCCCAUCUAUUAUGACUACUACAGUGGGGAGCUUCUUCCUGUUUCUACAGCCAAGUUAGGCCAGCCUGAAAGCCUCCUCUCUGCAAGCCUCAUGCCCUGUAUUCUGACAUGCUGGGUGGUGGCAGGUUAA
This is a messenger RNA of Zootoca vivipara (common lizard), 1168 nucleotides long. RefSeq names its product serine protease 54 (gene PRSS54). The record is from RefSeq and is a predicted model, not a curated record. Gene Ontology annotation, molecular function: serine-type endopeptidase activity. Lineage: Eukaryota; Metazoa; Chordata; Lepidosauria; Squamata; Lacertidae. Gene Ontology annotation, biological process: proteolysis.